This is a messenger RNA of Vigna umbellata (rice bean), 2312 nucleotides long. RefSeq names its product putative methyltransferase PMT16. Gene Ontology annotation, molecular function: methyltransferase activity. Gene Ontology annotation, cellular component: cytoplasm; endosome; trans-Golgi network. The record is from RefSeq and is a predicted model, not a curated record. Lineage: Eukaryota; Viridiplantae; Streptophyta; Magnoliopsida; Fabales; Fabaceae.
CAUCAACUUGAACAUAAAAGUUCAAACACAAACUGUUACAAACAAAUGAACCUAACCAAUAAUCAACAACCAAAGGUACUUCAUUAUCGUCUUCAUAACUUCAACCUUCUUCUCUCUUUCUUCACUUCAACUCAACAACAAACUCAAAAGCCAUGGCAAACACUAAUAACUUCUUAACCCAAUUCUUAAACUGCACUUCAAAAAAGCCAAAUACUUUAAUCACCAACCUCUACUUCUGCACCUUCGCCACCUUCCUCUUCACCCUCUGUUACUUCCUUGGUCUAUGGCACAACUACCCCACCACCACCGUCACCACUGCCACCGUAGCCACCGCCUCCAACCUCUGCUUCAAUCCCACCACCAACUCCACCACUACCACCACCUCCGCCGUCCCAUCAUUCACCAACCUCGAAUUCGCCGCCCACCAUAACAUGCCGGACCCGCCUCCCACCGCGGCGCGUGGACCACACCUCCCUCCCUGCGCGUGGUCCUACUAUGAGUACACCCCCUGCGAGGACCAGAAGCGCUCUCUCCAGUUCCCGAGGGCCCGACUCGCCUACCGUGAGCGGCACUGUCCGGCGGCGGAGGAUGUACUCCGGUGCCGGAUUCCGGCGCCGUACGGAUACAAACAGCCGCUGCGAUGGCCGGCAAGCCGCGACGACGCGUGGUUCGCGAACGCCCCGCACAAGGAGUUGACCGUGGAGAAGAAGGGGCAGAACUGGGUCCGGGUCGAGGGGGACCGGUUCAAGUUCCCCGGUGGUGGGACUAUGUUUCCACGUGGCGCAGACCGCUACAUUGAUGACAUUGGAAAGCUUGUUAAUCUCCGAGAUGGGUCUAUCCGAACCGCUAUCGACACCGGUUGUGGGGUUGCAAGCUUCGGAGCUUAUCUUCUAUCACGUGACAUUUUAACAGUGUCAUUUGCACCAAGAGAUACUCAUAUAUCACAGGUUCAGUUUGCUCUUGAACGAGGUGUUCCUGCAUUGAUUGGAAUCCUUGCCUCAAUCAGGCUUCCAUACCCUUCAAGAGCCUUUGACUUGGCUCAUUGCUCACGCUGCCUCAUUCCCUGGGGCAAGUAUGAAGGAGUAUACUUGACUGAAGUAGAUAGAGUGUUACGUCCAGGGGGGUAUUGGAUUCUAUCAGGGCCACCAAUAAACUAUCAGAAUCAUUGGAGAGGGUGGGAAAGAACUCGUGAGAGUCUCAGAGAUGAACAAGAUGAGAUUGAGGAUGUGGCAAAGAGUCUAUGCUGGAAAAAGUUGGUGCAGAAGGAUGACCUUGCAGUAUGGCAGAAGCCAACCAAUCAUGUACACUGCAAACUCAAGCGAAAGAUCUUCAAGACUAGUAGACCCUUCUGUGGUGUGGCACAGGAUCCUGACACAGCAUGGUACACUAAGCUGGAUACAUGUUUGACCCCACUUCCUGAGGUAAAGGACAUCAAAGAAAUUAGUGGUGGAGGGCUGUCUAAAUGGCCUAAGAGACUAACUUCAAUUCCCCCAAGGAUUAGGAGUGAAAGUUUGGAAGGAAUAACAGCUGAGAUGUUCACAGAAAACACUCGGUUAUGGAAAAAGAGAGUGGCGUACUACAAGGGAUUGGACCAUCAGCUAGCAGAACGUGGAAGAUAUAGAAACCUGCUUGAUAUGAAUUCUUACUUGGGAGGCUUUGCAGCUGCACUGGUUGAUGAUCCUGUGUGGGUUAUGAACAUUGUCCCUGUUGAGGCUGAAAUCAACACCCUUGGUGUUGUAUACGAACGUGGAUUGAUUGGAACCUAUCAAAACUGGUGUGAAGCCAUGUCCACUUACCCCCGAACAUAUGACUUCAUACACGGUGAUUCAGUUUUUAGCCUCUACCAGAACAGAUGUGAUAUGGUGGACAUUCUUCUAGAGAUGGACCGGAUUUUGAGGCCAGAAGGUAGUGUGAUUUUGAGAGAUGAUGUGGAUGUGUUGACGAAGGUGAAAAGCAUUGCAGAUGAAAUGCAAUGGGAUGUCAGAAUUACAGACCAUGAAGAAGGACCUUAUGAGAGACAAAAGAUACUGAUAGCAGUUAAGGAGUAUUGGACAGCCCCUCCUCCAGAGAGAGACCAACAGAGCAAGCACUAGUUUGAUUCUAUUCUUUUCAUGUCAAUUUUCUCACGAAUCAAUUCUUUCAAACCCCGAUUUUUGUGAGUGAUGCAAGGUGAAACUUUCUUUGCAAAAUUAUGGCCCCUGGAAUGUUGAGGCAUUCUUUCAUCAAAUUUUAAUAUAAAGGUAAGGGAUGUAAAUUGAUAGGAACAGGAAAAGGAACUGGUGAUGAGUAAAUACCAAUUGUAAUGUUUCUCA